AUGAUUAAAAAUUUCAUCUGGUCUGGCGCAUUUACGUGUGACGUUCUCAGAAACAAGGCGUGGAUAGAUGCGGAUUUAGCUGCGAUGUCACGGUCCAAAUGUGGUCUAGGCGCUCCACUCCUCUGCAAAGAGCUCAUGGCGCUAGCGGCCACAGUCGUGGCAUCAUGGGCUCGGGAUGGUACAACUGCAGAUCACGUCGUCGGCGAUGUUCUCCAGUACUCCGGCGGCUCUAGGGGCCCGAAGGUGUAUGUGGAUCCGAUGGAAUUUGCUUCCCCCCCCCCCCAACUCAAGUUAGCUUGGAAGGCUAAUCUGUGGGACACUGGACGGGAGGUGAUAACCAAGGUAGGGCUCCAUGAGCGGUCCAAGGACAGAGAAGAGAUGGUGACUGCAUUGACACUCCUCGCGGUAGCAUUUGAGGGUCUUUCCUUCUCCUGGGAUGAGAGGCACCUAUUGGUGGACGACGCAGCUCUACUAGGUUCGGUACAUCGUAGUUACUUAACCAACGAUAAGGAAGGGUGUGGAACGGUAUGCACAGAAUGGUUGCCAUAUCUUGUCUCCUGUGACCUACGGCUAUACGAUGGCGUACAGGGGAGAAUCUCUACAGCUCGGGACUUCUCUCGUAUCCUUGGGAACGGUUAUAGACUCCGGGGCAGCAUCCACUAG
Messenger RNA from Phytophthora megakarya, 663 nucleotides. The record is from the annotation of a GenBank genome assembly. Lineage: Eukaryota; Oomycota; Peronosporomycetes; Peronosporales; Peronosporaceae.